Archocentrus centrarchus (flier cichlid) is the source of this 435-nucleotide messenger RNA. Its product is annotated as growth arrest and DNA damage-inducible protein GADD45 beta-like. Gene Ontology annotation, cellular component: cytoplasm; nucleus. Gene Ontology annotation, biological process: regulation of cell cycle. The transcript has 3 exons. Bases 1 to 435 code for a protein of 144 amino acids. Lineage: Eukaryota; Metazoa; Chordata; Actinopteri; Cichliformes; Cichlidae. The record is from RefSeq and is a predicted model, not a curated record.
AUGGAGACCAUCAGCGACACGUUGGAACAUUUGUUGGUUGCAGCUCAUCAUCACAACUGUUUGACUGCAGGAGUUUAUGAGUCUGCCAAAUUUCUGAAUGAAAACCCGGAUGGUGCGGUGCUGUGCGUCCUCGCCGCUGAUGAGGACGAUGAAGAUGACAGUGCGCUGCAGAUUCACUUCACGCUGCUGCAGUCUUUCUGCUACGACAAUUACCUCGACAUCCUGCGAGUGUCGGGAAUGAGGCGGCUGACUCAGCUACUGGAGGACACCAACAACACCAAUGGAAACCAACCCCGGGACCUGCAUUGCAUCCUGGUCACUAACCCUCCGGAGCAGCUUCUGCACUGUCAGGCCCUGCAGCACGUCGCCAAAUUCUGCGAGGAGAGUCGCAGCAGGUAUGAGUGGGUGCCCCGCCUUGAGCUGCAGGACCGUUGA